AUGGCAGCAGGCAGCAAGCGCAGCGCCCCCACCGACCUCGACUCGCCCACCGAGCUGCGUGCCCCGAUCCGCCCGCGCCGCUCGGCUCCAGCACGCGCCGCCAACGACCCUCGCCCUCCCGCUGCGGGCACCUCGUCCAGCACUGGCGCCAGUGGUGCGCUCGCGUACCACAACGGCGAGCACGCCGCGUCGUCUCUCGAGAAGUGGGCCGUCAUCCUCGAGGGCCGGAUUCAGAGGGGAGAUGGCGAGGUCGUCAUGACGACGCAGGAGGCCCAGGAGCUGUGCAGCGACAUGAUGCGCACGGUCGAGAGCUUCCUCGAAGUGCCCGCCUCAAGGAGCGACGUGAUCAACCUCAUGGAUCAAGUUUCGCGCAUGUCCGAGUCGCUCUCGCACUCGACGGCUCGACCGGCGAUACCCCCCUUCGCUCCCAGCCCCGUCUUCUCCUCCACCAGCCGCGACUUCACCCCUCCUCGCCGGCCUCGCGCGGCGUUCGCCGACCUCCCGUUCGACAUCCUCCGUCUCAUCCUCCUUGAGCUGCGCGCUAUGGCGGCGUCCGAGGGCCCCGACGACGGCAGCUACUCGGCGCGACACGGUCUGUGGCUGUUCUGGCGGCUCCUCCCGCGCCUCGCCGCCCUGUCGACCUCGCUCAAGGAGGCGUGCACGUCCCUGUACCACGCCGAACUCGUCGUCAUCGACAUCAAGCAGAUCCCGGAGCGCGCCAAGUACUACGCCGACCGCCCGCGCCGCGCCGCCGCGCUCCAGACGAUGACGCUCCGCACGUUCGACUUUGAGUACGCCCUCGGUCGGUCGAGCGAGGACGCCGGCUUCUUGCUCCCCGACCUCAUCUCGGCGGCGCCCAACCUCAAGGAGCUCGUCCUGUCGGGCGAGCGCGAGAGCUCGUUCGGCUCGUCCGAGCGCUUCUCGCGCGCGCGCCGCUCGUCGUUCGAGACGCUCACGGGCGGCGUCAGCGUCCCGGCGACGAUCGUCACGUCGCUCGCGUCGAGCCUGCGCACGCUCGUGUACGGCGCGCCGUGCAGCCUCGCCGACGUCGUCUCGUUCGCGUGCGACUUGACGGCGCUCGAGCGCCUCGACGUCCUCGGCGAGGUCGACCACACGGCGCGCGGCAUGGCGUUCAAGACGGUCACGCGCUCGCUGCGCCGCCUGUGGCUCCCCAGCACGGCGCUCAGCGCCGCCGAGCUCGGCGCCCUCCUCGCCGCCGACGAGGUCCUCGACGACCCGACGGCCGAGCGCGACGUGCGCAUCGAGUCGCUCGCGUUCACGUUCGACCCGGAGCAGUUUUUCGCGCCGGUACCACCGCCGCCGCACGUCGUCGACGAGGAGAUCGGGUUCCUCGUCAGCCUGUUCGGCGUCAUCGGCGGCGACCUGCGCGAGCUCGCCGUCUCGACGCCGGUCGCCGACGCGCCUGAUGGCGGGCUCGGCCGCAUCCGCAUCGGCGGCGGCGGGGGCGGUGGACCCGGCGGCGGCGGGGGCUGGAUGCAGCAGGGCCAGGGCCUCGUCGUCAUUCUCGGCGGUGGUCCGGCCGGAGGCGGUGCGCCGGGCGCGGCGGGCAGCGUCGCGCCCGCGCAAGUGCCCGUCGGCGCCGGCGCCGGCCCCGCUCGCGUCGUCCCGCCCGCUCAGGCCCCGGCGCCGCCGCCCGCCGCCGCCGCCGCACCUGCGCGCGCCCGCGCCCCACGCGUCGCCCCUCCCGUUCCUCCGCCCAACGCCGCCGUCGGCAACCCGCCGGGCUUCAACCUGUUGAACCCGCUCACCUGGCUCGGCGGCGGUCCGGGCGCGCUCGGCGGCGCAGGUAACCCGGCGCCUCCUCCGGUCGACCCGUUCUUCGAGUCGCUCCUGCAGCACACGCCCGACCUCGAGCAUGUCGAGCUGUACGGGCGGCGCUACACGUCCGGCGUCGUCAACCGGCUCGUCGAGCUGCCGCUCCGCCACUUGAGCCUGUCGGUGCCGGACGAGGACCAGCAGCAGGCGGUCGUCGAUCGGGUGCUCGAGGCGCUCGUCAACGGCGAGUGGAAGGGUCUGCGUCGGAUCGAGCUCUCGGGUCGCGGCGGCGAGUGGGAGCCGUCGCAGCGUCGCGCGGUCAAGGUCGAGGCCGAGAAGCGGAAGCGCGUCGUGUACAAGUCGACCGACGUGCGGCCGUGA
Rhodotorula graminis WP1 is the source of this 2157-nucleotide messenger RNA. RefSeq lists its product as uncharacterized. Bases 1 to 2157 code for a protein of 718 amino acids. The transcript is spliced from 4 exons. NCBI's taxonomy places the organism in Eukaryota, Fungi, Basidiomycota, Microbotryomycetes, Sporidiobolales, Sporidiobolaceae. The record is from RefSeq and is a predicted model, not a curated record.